GCCGUUUUUGGUGGGUCGCGAGCCUUUUUCUAAAAAGAGAGAAAAAUAAAGAUAAUCCAAUUUAGUGGCGAGUCAUUGUAGUUCCCCUCCGCACCCGCAGGGGGUCGUCGUGUCAGCAGCGACCGGUGAGGACACUCGUAUUACUGUAGAAGAAACUGCAUGUUUUCAUAGCAACAGCAGCAUGGCUAAACGCAAGUACGACAGCGAGUACAUUAAAUAUGGAUUUUCCUACAUCGAAGACAAAGCAGUCCAAAAGCACGCAUCUGAAUAAACUUUUCGAGCGGUUUAGCGACUACUUUCCCGAUAAACAACCCGAGGACAACUGGGUGCGCGACCCGUUUGGAAUAAACAUGGAAAGCAUCACGUUGCCUAGCAGCGAUGAAUGUCAGCUGGUGGAGCUAUCAUGUGACCGCACUCUCAGAAAGAAAUUCACAGAGCUUUCACCGAAGUUUCUUCAUACCAACUCAACCAGCCAUACCUGGCCCUUCAGCGCCAUAGCUGAGCUCAUAGACAAUGCCUACGAUCCAGAUGUCAGCGCCAAACAGUUCUGGAUCGAUAAGACUAUGGUCAAAGGGGAAGUCUGCCUCACUUUUAUGGAUAAUGGAAAUGGACUGGACUAUGAAACAAUGCACAAGAUGCUCAGCUUCGGGUACAGUGACAAGAUAGCUGUGAAUGGUCAAGAGCCAAUUGGAAUCUAUGGCAACGGCUUCAAGUCUGGAUCCAUGCGUCUUGGCAAAGAUGCCAUCGUCUUUUCCAAGUCGAAGAGUGCCUCCUGUGUAGGGAUGCUCUCUCAGACCUACCUGGAAGAGAUUGGUGCCCAGCAGAUAAUUGUGCCUAUUGUUUGCUUUGAAGAGAGGGAAAGAAACAAAUUCUCUGUAAGAGAGGAGCACAAAGCCAGUCUGCAAGAUAUUCUCCUGCAUUCCCCUUUCAACUCACAAGACGAACUGCUGGCCGAGAUUAAUAUCAUCGCUUCGGCCUGGUCCAAAGAGAAAACCGGCACACGGAUCAUCAUCUGGAAUCUCCGCAGAACGUCUUCAGGAGCACCAGAGUUUGAUUUUGAGACGGACAAGUACGACAUCCGAAUUCCAUCUGAGGUCUACGAGACAAUGAACGAUCCUUCUCAGCUUCCAGACAGGAUCACAUCAUACAUCCCUGAGACUGUGUACUCACUGCGGGCAUACUGCAGUAUUCUGUACCUGAAGCCCCGGAUGCAGGUCAUGGUCCGCAGUCUAAAGGUGAAAACUCAGCUCAUUGCUAAGAGUCUAGCCUUCAUACGCAAGGACCACUACAAGCCCAACUUUCUGAACAAACGCAUCACUAUAACUUUUGGGUACAACACCAAGAGUAAGGACCAGUAUGGUAUAAUGAUGUAUCACAAGAAUCGACUCAUCAAAGCCUAUGAACGUGUGGGCUGCCAGCUUAAGGCUGACAACAAAGGAGUUGGAGUCAUUGGGGUCAUAGAAUGUAACUUUCUGGAUCCUACCCACAACAAACAGAGCUUUAAUGAAACAGAUAAAUACAGGAAAACUAUAAACAAUUUGGGGAUCAAACUGGAGGAGUACUGGAAAGAAAUGCGCUUCCGCAGGAACAAAGAAAAUCCAAACAACACCAUACCAGUGGAGGAUACCGAGAAGCGACCAGAUCAGAACUGGGUCCAGUGUGAUGAUUGUUUGCUCUGGCGCAAACUCCCUGAUGGGAUUGACUGCAGCAAGCUGCCAGAAAAAUGGUUCUGCCGUAUGAACCCUGAUCCUCAAUUCAGGAGCUGCCUGGUAGCGGAGGAGCCUGAGGACUCUGAUGGUGACCAGCCUUCAUACUGCAAGACUUAUAAACAACAAGAGCGGGAGGACAAAAGGAAACAAGAAAGGAUGAGACAAAAGGCUGAGGAGGAUCGAAGGCGUCAGGAAGAGCAGCGUGCAGCUAACCUCGCCAAGCAGCGACAGAUAGAUCCCAGAACUGUCCAUUCCCCUUCUACUCCCACGACCCCGAGGAGUAGGACGCUUCAAGGAGGCGCUGCAAGGGCUGAAUCCUCCAUGCUGAGCUCCUCCACCAUUUCACAAGCUGCCUGCAGCCCUUCCAGUAGCAGUGGUCUUCCAGUUAUUACUAGUGUGUGUUCACUGUCACUGAGCGUCCUGGGGGGGAAAAGGCCACAAUAUGUUACUCCACAAAGCAUGCCUAAAAGACCGAGAGUAAAUAUCAUCCAUGGGAGCACCUCAGAUACACCCUCAUCAGUAGAGGUGAUCCCCUUGAGUUCCCCCUCUGUGCCUGUUGAUAGUGGUGAUGAGACUGAUGAUGACAUUCUUAUCUUGGAGAAAGGUAGCACCCCAAAACCAACACCGCCUGCUUUGGAUAUUAGUAAAGUGAAGAAAGAGGAAGACGAAAGUAAUGAUGUGAGUUUCAAUGAUGCAGCAAUGGAUAUUACCUCAGAGACAAAUGCUGCAGGAACUGGUCCUGCAGGGUCUGCAGCAGCAGGAACCAGUUCCUCCUCUGUGCCCCCUGCACUAGUGUCAAGUGCUGCCACCCAGACAAAUGUGUCCAGCAUAAAGCAGGAAGUGGAGACCCCAAAUCAGACUAACGGGGAGAAGAGAGCCACACAGAAUAUUCAUAAUGAGAGUGAUAAAGCACACAGUUCCAAUUUGGACGCUUCUGGUGUUGAGCAAAGAGUUUUUAAACAAGAGAGCAGUGAAGACUCUCAAAGUGAGAAUCAGAGACAGCAGAAUGGUGUCACCCACCACCUGCACAGUGAUGAAAAUGCUGGACCUUCCUGUGCCAGUGCCUACGACAAGAGAAGCCUUCCAGUUAACGGACUCAGUGUUACCGAGGUACAGAAGCAACAAGACCUGCUCAUGGAGCUCAUGCAGGAUGCAGCUCAGGAGAGAGACUCUUUGAAAGAGCAGGUCCAGAGACUUACCUCCGAGUUAGAAGCUGUGCAGAGCAGACUGCAGGAGCCGUCCCACAGCAGUAUUAAGAAGGAGUGUUCUCACCAAGCCAGUCAGACAGAAGUAACAGAGGGGGAGAAGGACUACAAAAGUCUGUUUGAGAAAGCCAAACAGAAAGUCAAUGAAUUGAUUAAGGACAAAGAGGCUUUAAUCGCAGCGAUAGAGACACAGCCCAAUCACAGCACUGCCCAAGGUGAAGAAGAUGAGAUUGCACUGCAUGUUGACUCUUUGAUCCGGCAGCUGGAUCAAAGCAACAAGGAGAAUAAUGAUCUGCGCUCACAGCUGGACAGUCUGGAGGAGGAAAAAGCAAACCUGGCGGCCCAAUGUGAAGAGCUCAAGUUGAGUCUGCAGCAGCAGAGGGAAAACGCUCCACCAGCAAGAAGCAGGGAUUCUUCUGAUCAGACACGUCCAGAGGAAGCAGGAGACUUGGCCGACUCUGACACACAUUCAAGCUCGGAUGCAUUCAGAAGUUUGCUUGAGCUUCGGCAGAAUGUCGGCCGUCUUCUCAUCAGUCAUAUGCCUGCGCUGGACCUGGAGCAAGUGAAUUUUAGGUGUAAUGUCAUUGAUGAAAUCCUAGAACAGUUUCUCGCUAGUAUUGAUUCUGUCACAGGUGGGGGGCUGAGUGAUGAUGCAAUAAGUGAGUAAAAAAUAAAUCAUUACACUGGUUUAGGUACAACACUCUACUUGUGAAUAUUAAUGAAGAUUCUAAUGGGGGUAGUAAAUUUAGUUCUAUUUAUUUGAGGAUAUGUUCAUGUUUACAGAAUUUUUAUAUAGCUUCGCAGCAAAAUUUAAAGUUACGAGCUUCCUUGUGCGGUUUCUUUAAAUACAGAAAUAAAAACCCCAUGAGCAAUGUAAUCGCAGCAUGAUUAAUGAAUUGUAUAGGUUGUACAUUUUUCCAAUGAAGUUUAAGUAGAAUCAUGAAAGUAACCCACUUGUUAGCAGUAACAAAACAGCAUCAAUUAUGAUUGUUUCACCUUGACAGCGGUUUGUUUUACUAUCUGUGUCGCAUAUUUUGUACACAUUCUGACAAAUAUAUUUUUAUACUCCCUGUUAAGUAACUGAAGCUGCACAUUGUUCCUGCAAAUUGAUCUUUCUGAAAGAUUUAUGUCUUAACAGCAAGUUAAAGUAUCUGAUCAGUAGCAAAUUUCUGUCUGUGUUUAAAUUGCACUGUUUGAGUUAUGGCCAUGGGAUUGUUUUUGGAAGCAUAUAUUAUGUUAAGCUUUAUUAACAUCUCUUUUUCCAUUUUAGCAACAGCAAACAAUCACCACAUAUGUAGACACAUUAUUUAAAAAUUAGGGCUUCUAAGGUUGAGGCAUCUGAAGUUAAAUUCUUCUCAGGUCAUGACAGUUUAUUUCAGAUUUAAUGUGUCUUUCAACAGUGGCAGUAGCACAAACACAUCUCAGUAUGUCACUCAAUCAAACAUCUUUGUUGUAUUUUUCUUUAAAAUAACUACUUUCUUCUCCAGAUACUUUCUAAACAGAUUUUCUUUUACUUUCAAACACAAUUCCUGUAACCUCGGAAGGUUCAGGUUAUUUAUUAAUACACUUUUUUGCAUUUUUCAGUUUUACAUAACGUGCUUUACAUGUCACAGGCUGAUAUACAUGUUAUAUUAGUAGAAUUGUUAUUUUACAUUGGAAAUAUAUGAAUAGAAUAUUUUCCUUGAUGAAAAGUAAGUGGUUUUCUACAGUACAAGCAUUACUUGCUGCAAAUAAAAUGUGUCGUAAGAUACAUUUCUCAGCUUGA
Molecule: messenger RNA, 4679 nt
Organism: Amphiprion ocellaris (clown anemonefish)
Lineage: Eukaryota; Metazoa; Chordata; Actinopteri; Pomacentridae
Gene: morc3a
Product: MORC family CW-type zinc finger 3a
Exons: 19
Coding region: 219-3581 (1120 amino acids)
Cellular component (GO): nucleus; PML body
Molecular function (GO): zinc ion binding; ATP hydrolysis activity
Source: RefSeq, a predicted model, not a curated record